GAAAAAAAAACCAUUUGGGAGGCUCCGGGCGGUGAGGAGGAAGUGGACCCGCCAUUUUCUUGCGAGCCUCCGGUCCAUUUAAACCCAGCAGUGGGAGGUGACAGGGAAGACUAGAGGCAGACACAAGGGGAGGAGGGAGAGUAAAGUAAGUGAGUGAGUGAGUGAGUGAGAGAGAGAGAGUGAGUGAGUGAGUGAGUGAAGAAAAGAGAGAGAGAGAGAGAGAGAGAGUGGAAGUGGAAAUACAGGGAAGUGGUGAAAGAGAGAGAGGGGACCUACAAACAAAUCAAGAUACAUUCUUUUUAUAAGCAUACUCAUCUGUCAGAAAUAUUGAAAGCACUGAGACUGUAUUCCUAUUGCCGUGAUUGGACCAGCCACUGAGGAUAUUUACAGUUGUGUUUUUUGAUUUUUUUUUUUUGUUUUGUUUUUUGGCGAGGGGGAUGUCAUUUUGCUCUGCCCUGAAUACAGUCAGUUUUUUCUUACUGGUGAUUUCUGCUUGGGGGGGGAGAGGGGGGGAAAGCUGUCCGAAUAGAACCGUUGGACCCCCCCAGUGGAAUCUUGAAAAUAUUGAGAAAAAAAAGACAUUCCAUAUUUAAUCCCCAUUAUUUAAAAGACGAAGAUGUCUGGCCAAAGCAUUACAGACAGGAUAACCGCAGCUCAACACAGUGUUACCGGGUCUGCUGUCUCCAAAACUGUGUGCAAGGCCACCACACACGAAAUCAUGGGACCUAAAAAGAAACACUUGGAUUACUUGAUCCAGUGUACAAAUGAAAUGAAUGUAAACAUCCCACAACUGGCUGACACACUUUUUGAAAGAACUACAAAUAGCAGCUGGGUAGUGGUGUUCAAAGCUCUGAUCACAACACACCAUCUGAUGGUUUAUGGUAAUGAGCGAUUUAUCCAGUAUCUGGCAUCAAGAAAUACAUUGUUCAACUUGAGCAAUUUUUUGGACAAGAGUGGUCUUCAAGCAUAUGACAUGUCAACAUUUAUAAGACGAUACAGCAGAUAUCUGAAUGAAAAGGCAGUUUCCUACAGACAAGUUGCUUUUGACUUCACAAAAGUUAAAAGAGGAGCUGAUGGUGUAAUGAGAACUAUGAACACAGAAAAGCUUCUUAAAACUAUACCAAUAAUUCAAAAUCAAAUGGAUGCUCUUCUUGAUUUUAAUGUUAAUGCCAAUGAGCUGACAAAUGGUGUGAUCAAUGCUGCCUUCAUGCUGCUUUUCAAAGAUGCCAUUAGACUGUUUGCAGCUUACAAUGAGGGAAUCAUUAACCUUCUUGAAAAAUACUUUGAUAUGAAGAAAAACCAGUGUAAAGAGGGGCUUGAUAUUUAUAAAAAAUUCCUCACAAGAAUGACCAGGAUCUCUGAAUUCCUCAAAGUUGCAGAACAAGUGGGAAUUGAUCGAGGAGAUAUUCCUGACCUUUCUCAGUUUACAGUUUGUGCACCUAGCAGCCUUCUUGAAGCUUUAGAACAACACUUGGCUUCAUUAGAAGGCAAAAAAGUCAAAGAUUCAACAGCUGCAAGCAGGGCUAGCACUCUAUCAAAUGCUGUUUCAUCUCUUGCUAAUACUGGCAUAUCUUUCACCAAAGUGGAUGAAAGGGAAAAGCAAGCUGCACUGGAAGAAGAGCAAGCUCGUCUUAAAGCAUUGAAGGAACAGCGGCUAAAGGAACUCUCUAAGAAGCCUACACCUUCCUCUGCAACUACAGCGGCCUCUCCUGUUUCCACCACUGGGGGAGCUAUUAAUACUGUUCCAGCUAUUGACCUUUUUUCAACCCCUAGCUCCACAAACAGCACAUCAAAGCUGCCAAAUGACUUGCUUGAUUUGCAGCCAACAUUUCAGACAUCAAUCCAACCCAUCUCAACUACGCUCCCAGUAGUUAGUACAUGGGGCGAUCCUUUCACUUCUUCUGAGGCUGUUGAUGACUCAGUUCCAAAUCUAAACCCUUUCCUUUCAAAACCUGUUGUUGAUGCUGUCCAUCUACCUGUUGUCUCGUCUGAUGCAACUAGUUUUUCUUCUAGAACACCCAGUCAUGAAGUGUUUGGUGAUCAGUUCAAUCCAUUUAUUGAUUCAAGCUCAUCUGUUGCAACAAAUUAUGAACACACAGUUCGGAUAGAGCUGUUUACCUCAGACUCCUUCUGUGGCCCAACUACUUAUCCUAAUGCUUCCCUCUUCCAAACUGAACCCUCUGCCGUAGCUGGUCUAUUUGGAGGGUUUACUCCAGCUUCACAACCGCAGACAUCAGCAAGCCUUAAUGUUGAUUUUGAUUCAGUGUUUGGCAAUACAUCUUCAUCGGUUAACAACAUAGACUCAGCUGAUAACAUUUUAGGUGGAAUUUUGAAACCAACAGUGGCCUCUCAAAACCAGACUCUGCCAAUGUCCAAGCAACAGCCUAGCAAACUGGUGUCAGAUGAUCUGGACUCCUCACUAGCAAACCUCGUAGGAAAUCUGGGAAUUGGGAAUGGCACAACAAAAAAUGACAUACAUUGGAGUCAGCCUGGUGAGAAAAAGUUAACAGGGGGGACUAACUGGCAACCAAAGAUUGCACCCACCACAACCUGGAACCCUGCCACCAUGAAUGGCAUGCAUUUCCCACAAUACGCGCCUUCUGUUAUGGCCUUCCCUGCAACAACACCAACUGGAAUGAUGGGAUAUGUAAUGCCACCUCAAGUUGGAGCCAUGCCAAUGAUGACGCAACCCACUAUGAUGUACACCCAGCCUGUCAUGAGGCCUCCUAAUCCUUUUGGACCCGUGCCUGGUGCACAGCUCUCUGCAGCUUCUAGUCCUUCCAGUCAGAGUCCUCUCCGAGCUCCAGGAAAGGAUCCCUUUGCAGAGCUUUCUCUCAAGGAUUUCUUAUAGAACAUCUUUAGAUGCAGUUUAUGUAGUCUGAAGAAAUCAAUCCAUUCUGAAAGAGUGAUACUGCACAACAGUGAAGUCACCUUUGCCGUUUGUACUCUUCAGUGAGAAUUCCAGUUUUAAGUAUGGACACACUAAGGAUAACAGGAGUGAUAGCGGGGGUGAGGGUGGGGGUGGGGAGGCGGGAAUAGUGGCCUGGAUAUAAACCUUGUCAUUUUUUUAUUGUGUCUAAAACAGUAGCUAUAAGCUACUGUUACUGCCCGUACCUGGCAACACUUGUACUCUGCGACUUCUGUAAAGAUAGAAAUGAGUGCCGAAAAAAGGACUUAGGUAUUUGCUGUCAUUUAUAAGAAACUUCUUGGGUGUAACGUUAAGCUGUUCUUUUCUUUGCAAGGGGAAUCAUUUUAACUCUUGAUCUACCCAUAAAAAUGCAGAACUUAAACUGUCACAAAUGAGAUGCUCAUUACAUUUACCAUUAUGAUUUCUUUUUUAUUUGAUUUAAACAAAAAUCUUUUUUUUUUUUAACUGUAUUAAGUUUGCAUUAGACAUUCCUUGUGUAUUAUUGUUUGUAUUUAUUUAUGAUUAUCUGAUACAAUGUUUAAAAUAAAAUCAUCUUCAGAAAACUUCCUCAUGAGUGAUUCCAGAUUAUGCUUGUAAGUGACUGAUUGUAUCUUUGGGAGCGAUUGAGUCUUAAAAGGACUGAACACCUCUAAACAAACUCUUUGAGCACUAAAUAUCUUUGAAAGCAGUUUGAAUGACGUCUAUUACAACUCUUUGUAGCUCAGAAUCUCACAGCCCAGCCUAUGUAAUGGGAUAUAAGGAAAACCUAUAUGAUUUAUUAAUCCACAUAGUCAAUUCUGUGCCUAGGAUUUUGCAAGGGAUCAUCUAACUGACUAGCAAAGCACUACAUUUGUAAUUCAGCAGUAUUGCAUUGGGAAGGAUCUGUAUUGCUUUAUGCUUGGCAUGUCAUUAUUUUACAUUGACGAUUUUACGGCUGCCUUUCCAAACUGAAUGUAAGAGUUGCCUUCAUGUUACAACUAUCCUUCAGUUUACUUGCACUUCAGCAGUCAGAACAUUAUGAAAUAUUAGACAUUGACAUAUUUUCUAUAGUUGGCAUCUUUAAAUAAUGAAAUUAAAAUCAUAAGGGAAAAUACAUUUUCUUUGUAAAUUUUUUUAGUAACAGGGUACAGGUAAAUAGAAGGCUCAGCGCUGUUGAUCGGUGCUUUGUGUAUAUAUAUCAAAACCUUGUCAAUCUGAGGGACGUGAAGGAUAGUCUGAAAAAUGAAGGCAGUUCUCUUCAUUAAUUUACCAUAUUUGCUGCAUUGUCCUUGCAGAUUCUAUUUUUGUUUAUUAAAAACAAAACUGUAUGUAAGCGGAAAUGGGUUGAUUUUCAAAUAAAGUGCUGCUUCCACAAA
This is a messenger RNA of Polypterus senegalus (gray bichir), 4263 nucleotides long. RefSeq names its product phosphatidylinositol binding clathrin assembly protein a (gene picalma). Gene Ontology annotation, biological process: clathrin coat assembly; synaptic vesicle budding from presynaptic endocytic zone membrane; clathrin-dependent endocytosis. Lineage: Eukaryota; Metazoa; Chordata; Cladistia; Polypteriformes; Polypteridae. Gene Ontology annotation, molecular function: 1-phosphatidylinositol binding; clathrin heavy chain binding; SNARE binding. The coding region runs from base 617 to 2851 and encodes 744 amino acids. Gene Ontology annotation, cellular component: clathrin-coated pit; clathrin-coated vesicle; extrinsic component of presynaptic endocytic zone membrane. The record is from RefSeq and is a predicted model, not a curated record. The transcript is spliced from 25 exons.